CCGACACGGUAUCUUUUGUUCCAAGAAAAUGUCAUCCUGCUAUUAUCUUCGUAUCGCGGCCCAACCCAAGAUAGAGCUCAUGGUGCCCUCACCCCUCACACUAGAUCGACAACUACGGCGGGGUCUCGAAGGCUGUCAGUUCCUGGAUUGUAAGCCACUGCGUGCCCAGCCGCAGCUAGAACUGGGCUCACCCCAGCCCCUGCUCGUACUACCUAAUGCAUGCCCAGUUGACGUCGUUGAUACAUGCAAAAUGGUUCGACAUUGAAGCUGAAGACAGCCCUGCAUCGUACGAUUGCGGGGGCCCUAAUUGUAAUUUCUAGCAAGCUGAGACGGAGGCGUA
Molecule: messenger RNA, 340 nt
Organism: Dothidotthia symphoricarpi CBS 119687
Lineage: Eukaryota; Fungi; Ascomycota; Dothideomycetes; Pleosporales; Dothidotthiaceae
Exons: 1
Coding region: 29-265 (78 amino acids)
Source: RefSeq, a predicted model, not a curated record